Molecule: messenger RNA, 1100 nt
Organism: Eremomyces bilateralis CBS 781.70
Lineage: Eukaryota; Fungi; Ascomycota; Dothideomycetes; Eremomycetales; Eremomycetaceae
Exons: 2
Coding region: 68-988 (306 amino acids)
Biological process (GO): mitochondrial proton-transporting ATP synthase complex assembly
Cellular component (GO): mitochondrial inner membrane
Source: RefSeq, a predicted model, not a curated record
UCAUAUCACAUAAUAUGAUAAUCGAUUCUUCCGCAAAUUUUCGAAACACAUCCCAUCAUCGAAUGCCAUGAAGCGGAGCGCCCAACGCACACUCGCCCUACCAUGGGCAUACCGGCUCCCAGGGCUCUGCCGGACAUGCCAACUCCGCGCCUUCGCUUCCGCACCUCCUCCGAACUCCACGCCCACCAGCCCUCCCAAACCCGUCUAUAGCCCGCCCCCGCGCAUCAAAGCCUGGACGAAGCAGGCGGACGAAGAUGAUUUCGUCCCGAAAAUCCUGGGGGCGCCCAUUGGGCAGCGAGCAUCGCCGAGGCCGCUGCACGAGCAGGCGCCGAUAGCGAAACUUUCGGCGCAGGAACGGAACCUGGAAUCGCGGCAGGAAUUAGUUAAGGAGUUGUCGAAGAGCUACUUUCGCGACCGGACGAAUACGAAAUACCACAAGGGGAAGACAUUCCUCGCGAACCCGCAGAUCUUCAAACCCGGACCUGCGCUGUAUUUCCCGAACAUCCGCGGCACGACAUUGGACGCGCCCAAGGUGCUGUCGGACACCACGUCGGUUCUCCGAGGCAAGGUCUCCGUGGUCACGAUCUUCAAGAGCCAGUGGGCGGUUUCACAGGUGGAGUCGUUCGUCGGGAAGAAGCAGAACCCUGACGUCCACGCACUACUAGACGACCCUCGCGCACAGCUGGUCGAGAUCAACGUGGAAACGAAUUAUGCGCGGGCCUUGAUUCAGCGGCUGUUCCUCGGGAAUCUCAAAGGCGAGCGGAAAAGGGAGGACUGGAAGAACUACUUCUUCUUGCGCGAAGGCAUCCCGGAUAACCUUCGGGAAGCGAUCGGGUAUAUCAAUGGAGAGGUGGGCUACGUGUAUCUAGUGGAUGAGAAUUGCAAGAUCAGAUGGGCGGCGAGUGCGGAGGCGGAAGGAGACGAGUCACAGUAUCUCGUGAAAGGCCUGAAGCGAUUGUUGGGGGACGUGGCGCCCGCAUCGUCGUAGUUGGCUGGAAACCAGCAGCGCAUGUCCUUUCAGUAAGGUCAUGACAUAUGUAACAUAUGUAACAGUAGUGUACAAUCGCAUCGAUCGUAUCCGUGAUGUCCUGACCGGCCAU